AGAGCAAAAUUACUUCAUGAUGCCUGGAACUUAGCAUAUGCAGGAGACUUAAAUUUUGAAACUGCACUAAAUAUGACAUUAUUUAUAAAAAAUGAACGCAAUCAUGUAGUUUGGAACCCAAUGUUUACAUUUAUUGACCAAAUUGGACGGCGUAUCGAAAUGUCUUCUGUUUAUAAGAAGUUUGAGUUAUAUGUUAUAGCUCUCUUGGCUCCUAUGUAUGAAGACUUGGGUACCCAAAACAAUAGUGAAGCCACGUGGAAAACUGAUUUUCGAAAAUUAUCUAAGACAUUUUUAUGCCGUGCAGGCUAUUUGCCUUGUAUUAAUGCAGCAAGGAAAAGGUUUGGAUUGUGGCUUAACAGUUCUAAUCCAAAUUUUGAAAGUCCUGUACCUAAAGAGGACAUAUGCCCUGUCUUUAAAUUGGGUUCUAUGAAGGAAUGGAUGUUUGGACUGGAACGUAUAAGUCAAUUUCCCAACGUUCGGCCCCUAAGUGAUCGAACCUAUUUGUUAAAAAUGUUGGCUAGGUGUCCAGCUCAACAUGAAAAAAUACAUUAUUUACUUAAAAUAGCAAUACUAAGUAACAAUUCUAUACUCACUGAAAGCGACCAGAUUUUAAUAAUUAAUGCAGUCGCUUCUGGGUUUGUUGGAUACACAACACUAUUAAGCUUUGUUUCUGAUAAUUGGGAAUACAUACGUGAAAA
Drosophila serrata is the source of this 698-nucleotide messenger RNA. Its product is annotated as aminopeptidase N-like. The record is from RefSeq and is a predicted model, not a curated record. Lineage: Eukaryota; Metazoa; Arthropoda; Insecta; Diptera; Drosophilidae.